Molecule: messenger RNA, 2412 nt
Organism: Drosophila nasuta
Lineage: Eukaryota; Metazoa; Arthropoda; Insecta; Diptera; Drosophilidae
Gene: CDK2AP1
Product: CDK2-associated protein 1
Exons: 2
Coding region: 360-1256 (298 amino acids)
Cellular component (GO): cytoplasm; nucleus
Source: RefSeq, a predicted model, not a curated record
GACACUACGCAUACACAAUGCUUACAACUAUUACGCAAUAAUAAAUUGCAUGCAAUUAUUGCCAAAUUCGAUUUUUGGUGAUAUUGGCAAUUUGCAACAGCUGCUUGCGUUAAUAUACUUUUAGUAUGUUUAUUUGGUAUUUUGAUGACAAGUGCAUAAAAUAUGCAUCGAUAACGAUAACAACACAGCGAUGACAGUAGCUAACACUAACCCUGUGUGUACGUGUUUUGUUUGUGGUGGUUGCAAUACAUUUGUUUGUGCGUAGAAAGCGUAAAUUAUUGCAACGAAAGAAAAACUGCAAAGGAAAAAGCGAAAACGAAACACCAAAGACAAUUUUGGGCAGCAGCUGAAGAAGCAGAAUGGACAUCAUGGACAUACAAGCUGUCGAAUCGAAGCUAAGUGACGUCACAGUGACACCAAUACCACGUUCGCAAGUACAAAACUUCUACAACUAUCAACAGCAGCGCGAACAGCGUGAACAGCAGCCCCAAAUCCAAAUAUCCGCCAUACAUCAUUCACGCAGCGGCGGCAGCAGCAGCAACAACAACAGCUCCAACAACAGCAGCAGCAAUAACAAUAAUAUGGGCGCCACUGAUUACGCGACUGGUAGCAGCAGCGGCGGCGGCGGGAGCAAGCGAGAACGCAACAAUGCACAGAGCAGUGCAGCGGCAACGGCAGCAGCAGCCGCUGCAGUUGCUGCGCUGCAAUAUUCACCGCAAUUUCUGCAAGCCCAAUUGGCGCUGUUGCAACAGCAAUCAAACACAACUGCCACACCAUCGUCCGCAGCUGCAGCGGCUGCUGCCGCAGCGCUGUCGUUAGCCAACAUUGCUGCAGCCAGCAACAAUGGUCGCAAUCUGUCGUCAUCGUCGUCGUCCGCCAUCAACAGCAAUAACAAUGGCAGCAACAAUAGCAUCAACAACAACUCAAGCAAUCUGGGCUUGAAUCUAUCGCAAUCACAACUUAAGUAUCCACCUCCAUCGACAUCGCCAGCUGUGGUGACCACACAGACAUCGGCGAACAUCACCACGCCGCUCACCUCCACUGCCAAUCUGCCAACGGUGGGCAGCCAAACGGUCGGCAACGGCUUGAGUAAGUACGCCCAACUCUUGGCCGUCAUCGAGGAGAUGGGACGCGACAUCCGGCCGACGUACACGGGUUCGCGCAGCUCGACGGAGCGCCUGAAGCGGGGCAUUGUCCAUGCCCGCAUCUUGGUGCGUGAGUGCCUCAUGGAGACGGAGCGUGCGGCGCGUCAAUGAGAAGAGGAAUGCGGCAUGCCGCAUUUGACAACAACGCCGGAUUAAUAAGCACUAUAUACUAGACAUAUGAUAUGAAUAUAAACACUUGGCACACAUGGGCAUGGUGAAAUGGAAACGACAAGAACAAUUAGCAUUUAAGUGUGACCAGAUAUUCAAGCUGACAAUCUGUGUUUACAGUUGUCUUUCCCCAUUUCAAGUUCAAAUUAGUAACGCCGUAGAGUUUCUGUUUAUUUUCACUAUGCCGUAAAGAAGAGUGUCGAGAUACCCAAUUAGUUACUUUUUUUUAAUGCUUUACGUUAUUAUCGUUCACUCUUUUCACACUUAAGAUGCCGUCAUUUUAUGAUUUAAGUUCAUAUCUCUAAUAUUAUUAUUAUGAUUAUUAUUACUAUAAAUGUAAAUGUCAUUAUUAAACAAUAGUAAAAUUGUGAAGAGAAAGGUUUAUUUUUGUUUUUUGUUGUUUUUUUAGAUUCAUUUUCGCCUUUUCGUUUCCUCGAAAUAUGACGAAGAAAUUAAUACUCUACAGAAAGAAGAAAAACAAGGCAAAUUUGUGCCGCCGGACCAUAGUUAAAAAUGUUUAGACUAGCUCAGGUUAUACAAGUUAUAUAUAUAUAAAUAUUAUGCCGUAUAUAAAUAUAUACAUACAGAUAUUGUAUACGAAGAAUAAUUGAAGUACACAUUGUGAGAUGGCUUCAAACUUUUACACGUCACAAAUAUACACACACCCGUAUUUGUAUUUGGAUAUAUAUGAUGUAGAACUCGUAUAUAGUAUAUAAGAUAUAGCUUGUAAGUUUGCACCUGCUGUUUGUGCGUGUGUAUUGAUGUUGUGCAGCUUUAAAGUAGCAUACCGCUCCCAAUUACUCAAUAUGUAUACUACAACAAGCUCUAUACAUAUAUGUAUAUACCAGAUAUAUACACGUAUAUAUAGAGUUACAAUUCUAUAGAGCAAUCGCUGCAGAAGUUGCAUAUUCGAUUCGAUUCUCGUUACGUGACCGUGUGUAGAAAUCGAAAGAUGUUAUUUUAGAGAACUAUACAAAUAUAUGAACAAUAUACACAUAUAUUAUAUAUAUACUCGAUUUAUAUAUAUACACAAAUCUAUAUAUAUAUAUACAUAUAUUUGAUUAAAAGGUCUUGUUAAAUCACAAAUUGAGAGGCAUAC